Porites lobata is the source of this 727-nucleotide messenger RNA. NCBI's taxonomy places the organism in Eukaryota, Metazoa, Cnidaria, Anthozoa, Scleractinia, Poritidae. The record is from the annotation of a GenBank genome assembly.
AUGGCUCUGAAGUUGGAAGGAGGUGGUCAUUAUUUGUGUGACUUCAAAACUACUUACAAGUAAGAUAUGAAAAUUGUCAUUUAGGGCCUCAAAUGAUCUAACUAAUCUGAAGGGCACGAUUUGGAAUAAACAAAAGGGAUAAGUUCAGCUUAGGUUUUAAAAUAAUUAUGAACUGGAAAAGAGCCCAGAUCUCACAAUGGUUCAAAUGAAAAUUGAAUUUACGCUCCUUUUUGCCCUAACUUUUGAUUUAUAUACAUUUGUAAACCUCAUGUUAUCAAAUUGUGUGUCAUUCAGUUGCUCCAAUUCGGUUUUCAAGAACUAGUUAACAUUUCGGAGUAAAUUUCAGUGUUGAUUUGUUUUACUGUCCCCUUGAGGGCACUUUUUGUCCUAAGUACUGUGUACCGAUUUUAAAACCAUCGCCGGCACUUCUCGGGCCUAAAAAUGGGAUAAUAGUCCCAUCAUGGAUUUUUACCUGUGGUUGGGGCAAAGGGUGAAUACUGUGCACAACAAGAGCAUUGUGACCAAUAUUAAAGGUAUUUGGUAAAGAUUUAAGCUGACAGUUUGUAUUAUUAGGUUUUGCUCUUCUUUUGUUAGGGCAAAGAAGCCUGUGAAGAUGUCAGGGUAUAACUAUGUUGACCGCAAACUGGAUGUAACCAGUCACAACAAGGAUUACACUUCCGUUGGGCCGUGUGAAAUUUCCAUUGCACGCCUCUCUAUGCUCGUCUGA